Molecule: messenger RNA, 6667 nt
Organism: Erinaceus europaeus (western European hedgehog)
Lineage: Eukaryota; Metazoa; Chordata; Mammalia; Eulipotyphla; Erinaceidae
Product: cytochrome P450 1A4-like
Exons: 7
Coding region: 197-1732 (511 amino acids)
Biological process (GO): hormone biosynthetic process; progesterone metabolic process
Molecular function (GO): steroid 17-alpha-monooxygenase activity; oxidoreductase activity, acting on paired donors, with incorporation or reduction of molecular oxygen, reduced flavin or flavoprotein as one donor, and incorporation of one atom of oxygen; heme binding
Source: RefSeq, a predicted model, not a curated record
CCAUGCCUCACUCUCCCUAUCCAGAAUAUCUUUUUUCUCCAUUUUUUCCCUGGGGUUUGUUGCUGCUAUGAGACUGUUGUUGAUUCCUGGGAUAUAUAUAACUACACCCCAAACGCUUCUCUAUUUUUAGAGUCCUCUACCAGAAUCAUCACAUAGACUGACAAGAUCUCUGGGCACAGGAGUUUUAUUCAUUAAAAUGGCCUUGAACAUGGCAGUCAUACCUGGAGAAGUAGCCACAUCCCUGGUCAUUUUGGUUUUGAUGCUGGUGUUCUUCAGAGUCCUGGGGAAAAAUAGGGGAAAGCAGAGAGCUCCUCCUGGUCCAUGGUCCUUUCCCAUCAUAGGGAACCUUCUUCAGCUUGGAGACCACCCUCACCUCACCUUCAUGGAGAUGAGGAAGAAAUAUGGAGACGUCUUUCUUAUCAGGCUUGGCCUGUUACCCGUGGUGGUGGCGAAUGGCAUAGAGACGGUGAAACAAGUGUUGCUCAGGGAUGGAGAGCUGUUUGCAGGCAGACCAAAAAUGCAUACCUUCUCCUUCGUGGCAGAAGGCAAGAGCUUCUCCUUUUCCCCCCAUUUUGGAGAAAGCUGGAAGCUUCAGAAGAAGAUUGCCUCAAAUGCACUCAGGGCAUUCUCCAAAGCAGAAGCCAAGGCCUCCACCUGCUCCUGCCUGCUGGAGGAGCAUGUCACUGAGGAGGUGUCUGAACUGGUCCAUCUUUUAGGCCGUCUGACAACAGAGAAAGGCAGCUUCGACCCUAGAAGUGCCAUCACCUGCGCUGUGGCUAAUGUCGUCUGUGCUCUCUGUUUUGGCAAGAGGUAUGACCACAGUGACCAGGAGUUUCUUAAAAUUGUGAGAACAAAUGAUGACCUGCUCAAGGCCUCCAGCAUAGUGAAUCCUGCCGACUUCAUACCCUGUCUUCAUUACCUACCCCUGCAGAUCAUAAAUGGCCCCCGGCAAUUUUAUCAUGCUCUCAAUCAGUUUAUUGCACAGCACGUUCAAAAACAUAUCACUACCUAUGAUAAGAACCACAUCCGAGAUAUUACUGAUGCUCUGAUUAAUACAUGCCACAAAAAUGCUGCUACUAAAACAUCCACCUUAAAAGAUGAUGAAGUCAUAAGUACCGUGACCGACAUUUUUGGAGCUGGAUUUGAAACAGUAUCAACAUGUAUAUAUUGGAGUUUUCUUUAUUUGAUAUGUUAUCCAGAAAUUCAAGUCAAAAUUCAAGAAGAAAUUGAUGGAAACAUUGGACUGAAGUCACCUAGAUUUGAAGACAGGAAACAUUUACCCUACACAGAAGCUUUCAUAAGUGAACUAUUCAGACAUGUCUCCUUUCUUCCUUUUACUAUUCCACAUUGUACUACAGCAGACACUACUCUGAAUGGCUAUUUCAUCCCCAAGAAAACUUGCAUCUUUAUUAAUAUGUAUCAAGUAAAUCAUGAUGAAACUAUUUGGGAUAAUCCCAGCGUAUUCAGACCAGAGAGAUUUUUGAAUGAAAACAGAGAACUGAAUAAGAAUCUUGUGGAGAAAGUUCUGACAUUUGGAAUGGGAAUCCGGAAGUGUCUCGGAGAAGAAGUUGCAAGGAAUGAGAUAUUCAUCUUUAUCACCACCAUUCUGCAACAGCUCACCCUCAAAAAGUGUCCCGGAGCUCAGCUAGACCUGACACCCAAGUUUGGAUUAGCUAUGAAACCAAAACCCUAUCAACUCCUAGCAGAACCUCGCUUCCUGAGUACUUCAUGAUCUUAGAGUCUCAACUCACAUUGAAUGGAGUGUUUCUGUCCUAAUUCAGAAAAAAAACUCAAAUCCAUCUAAUAACCUAUUUACAGAUCAUUCUUCUACAGUAUAUUUACUAUCCAAUGAUAGGGUCUGUCUUAUAAAGUGUAUGACACAUUCUGGGUUCUAAUCAAAGAGAUUUGGCCUCAAAAAUGCUUUGAGGUUUUAAUGAAGAGAGAUAUAAUCCAGGCAUUUCUUAGCUAUUCCUCCUGUGGUAGACUACUGGGAUUGCUAUGUCACUAUGAGUAUGCAAGGAAGGGGGAAUGAGUGAGUCACUGGUUGGUCCAGCAAAGGGGCUCUGUUUACUUUUCCUUUAUGUGAGCUUCAAGUAGGUAACUAUACUUUUAUUUGUUUAAAAUAUGCAGUCUAGAAUGAGAAAGGGCUCUGAGACUCAUUGUAGUUCUUUUUAGUUGUCUGGGACAUAAGACGUUAAUAAAUCCUUAAAAAAGAACCUAGACUCACAUGAAACACCAGAGAGGAUUUUGUGCUAGUGAUGUCGAAGAAAUAGUUGAUUUACAGUAAAAUUAAAGAACACAAGAAGGGGGAUUUCCUCAGGAUGCCUUCUUCUUCUCCUUCUCCGUCUCCGUCUCCUUCUCCUUCUCCUUCUCCUUCUCCUUCUCCUUCUCCUUCUCCUUCUUCUCCUUCUCCUCUCCUUCUUCUCUUUCUUUCGAUAAGAAGUUAACUUUAGGGCAAACUGAUAUUGUCACCAUAUUACCAAUUCAUUCUGGUAUUGACAAAGUGCAUUGAUUUGUAGAGAUGCCUGAGCAAAAUAACACAAUCUGUGUGGCUUAAAUAAUCACUUCACUGUCUCACAGUCCUGGAGGCUGGAAGUCUAUACUCUUGGCAGUGGGCUUGACUCCUCUUGAGGCCACUCUGCUGGGCUUGCAGAUGAGCACCUGCUCACAGUGUCCUCAUUUGACUUGUCUGUGUGCAUGUUUCCCCUCUGCACCCCAUACCCGGCCCCAGUCACCAGUCAUUUAGAUCCUAACAUUUUAAUUUUAACUUAAUUGUCUCUUGAAAGAAUUUAUUUCCAAAUACAGUCAUAUAUUGAGUUAUUGGGGUCAGGGCUUUUAACAUAAAAAAAUGUAUGGAGAUAAAUUCUGUUCCAAGAAGAAUGUUACAAGCAGAAUGACUACAGAAAUUAAAGUAUGUGUUCGUGCACCACUGUGUUGAUUUAUCCAUCAAUUUUUGCUGUAUUAAAAGGUUUGAUUUUAAAAUUAAAAUUAAAAAGGUAUAUCUUUGUCAAUAGGAUAAUGUAGGUGCUUCUUUAUCUGAGUUUUUUUAAUGAACAAAGGUACGUAGGGUAUACAAAAUGGACAGUAAAUUACCUUAUUUGAGAUUGUAGCUUUAAGGUGAGUUAGGUGAGACACUAAGCUGGAAGUAAGAGACAAGUGUCCAGGACCUGGGAGAUAGCACAAUGGUUAUGCAAAAACUGAUUUUCAUGCUGGCUCAAUUUAAUCCCAAUUUGAAGACUCACCCAACUGUGUGGUUGAAUGCAUCUUUCAAGAAUGAAUUCACAGAAGUGAGAUGGACCAGGCUUCAUAAUUCUCAUUUUUAAAUGAACCUGAAUAAAAUUAUUUCUAAAUAUUUCAUAUAAAAUUCAUUUAUCAAAUGUAACUUUAUCUUCUCAAGUCUUCAUAGUGAUAUUUUUAAAAUAUUUUUUUAUUUGAUAGAGACAGAAAUAAACUGAGAGGGGAAAGUAAGAGAGGCAGUUUUCUAGAAGCUCCCCCCGCAAGUGGGGACUGGGGGGUUGAACCAAGAUCCUUGCACUCUGUAGAAUGUGCACCUAGCCAUGAGAGCCACCACUUGCCCCUUCAUAGUGAUACUUGGUCUAGAAGAUACUAAUCAAAAGUGCACUGUGGUCCUGGGAGGUGGUGCAGUGGUAAAGCACUGGAUUCUCAAGCAUGAGGUCUCAAGUUCAAUCCCUGGCAGCAUAUGUACCAGAAGUGAUGUCUGGUUCUUUCUCUCUCCUCCCAUCUUUCUCAUUAAUAAAUAAAUAAAUUAAAAAAAAAUUAAAAGUACACUUAUGUGCAAGGAUCAGCAUAAAGAUUACGCUUUGAGCCCUUGGCUCCCCACCUACAAGGAUUCACUUCUCUCGGGUGGUGAAACAGAUCUGCAGGUGUCUAUCUUUCUCUCUCCCACUGUGUUUUCCCCUCCUCUCUCAAUUUCUCUCUGUCCUAUGCAACAACAGCAACAAUAACAAUAACAAAAAGACAACAGAAUGGGAAAAAUGGCCUCCAGGAACAGUAAAUUCAUAGUGCAGGUACUGAGCCCCAGCAGUAACCCUGGAAACAAACAAACAAAAAAAAGAAGCAUACUUAUUUGAUGCUCUUGAUUACAUACUAUAUUGUUGCCCCAGGUCAUGGCUUCAUUCAUUAGGUUUUUUAAAAUAUAUAUUUUAUUUUAAUUAGCAAGAUAGAUUCAAAGUGAAGUAGAGAAAAGGAGAGAGAGGGAGAGGGAGGGAGAGAGAAAGAUAUACCAGAGAACUGUUCAGAUCUGGGUUAUGAUGGUCUUGGGAAUUGAACCAGGGACCUAAGAGCCACAGAAAUCCAUCUGUCAUAUUAAUACAGGUUAUUUUUAUUCUUUGCAGAAACAACAAAUCCAAUAGGGACAAAUCCAAAUACUUCCUAUUGUGCUUCUAGUGUUCAGUACUAGUGUUAAACACACAAUGGGCAAUUAACUAACACACAGUUGUUCAGUGAAUGUGGGAAUGCAUUAAUGAUUAGAUGAGAGGAGGUAGUGGAAGAGUAAGGCAAGCUUUAGGAGGAAAGGAAGUGCUUGAGACUAUUUUUAUAAAUAGAGUAUCUGACAUCUAUGCUCAUUACCCUUGGCCUUGAUGCCAACUUCUUUUCAGUCUGAAAAUUUCAUUUCUUUAAACUACAAAAUUCAGUUUCAGUGUUCUCAGACUCAUUUAACCUGUAAAGUCCAGAGCCACCAUGUAAACAUUUAUUUAUUUUUUUUCCUUUUUUUGAAACUAACAUUAUAUAUAGCACUAGUUUCUCCAUCUGAAUAUUAGCCCCCUAUGUUUCUCCCACAUCCAAGUGUGUUCUAGAUAUGCAGGAAAUUUUUCUUUUUAAAAUUUUUUUAUUAUCUUUAUUAAGUAGAUAGAUACAGUCAGAAAUAGAGAGGGAAUGGGGUGACAGAUAGGGAAAGAGACAGAGAGACACCUGCAACAGUGCUUCACCACUCCCAAAGCUUGAACCUGGGUCCUUGUGCAUUGUAGCAUGUGCACUCAACCAAGUGUGCCACCACCAGGCCUGAGAUUUUUCUUUUUUGAAACAUAUUUUAUUUGUUUACUUUAGUGAGAGGUAUAUAGAACGAAAGGUAGACGAAGAUCAGAGUACUGCUCAGCCCUGGCUGAUGGUAGGGCAGAGGAUUGAACCUGGGACCUCAAAGCCUCAGGAAGGUAGCCUUUUUGCAUAACCAUUAUGCUGUCUCUCAGUUGAUACUAAGCUCUUUAAGAGCAAUAGCUCUAAGGCAUUCCUCAAAGUCACUGUGUUUCUCCUUCUCUGACCUUUUUCCUCUUAGUAUUCAAGUGUGUUGGCAGCUGACCAAAAUCACUGACUUGUACAAAAACACUUGUUAUCUGAUGUCAUCUGUCACUGUCCUGAAGAGAAGGGGUCACUACUCUCUCCCAGGGAAGUUUACAUUCCAAACAUGGACUUACAUAAGUUUUUAUGACAUAAGUUAAGAGUUAGAGGUGAUUCUGAAGAAAGAUUACUUGAAUGUUUGGGAAUAUUGGAAGGUUGCAUAAAAACAUUAAAAAAAAAAAAAAAAAGGACAAAACAGGCUUUUCCUUGUUUCACUUCCCAUACCAGUCCCCAGUAUGCUUGUUUCCAAGGGACAGGUACCACUGCCCUACCCCUGACCACUCAAAACCUGCAUUCUAGAGGGUAUUGUAUAGGUUAAUAAUUUUUUUUAUAGAUUGAUUGAGCUUUUCAGACUUAAAAGGUGUCAACAACCAGGAAAGAAUUAAAAUGAACAAAACAGAGAUGCCACAAAACUAGCUCUAAUUGGGUUAAUUUAAUUUAAUUUUACUUUAUUUUAUUUUUUUACCAGAGCAGUGCAAAACUCUGGCUUGUGGUAGUGCAGGAGAUUGAUCCUAGGAUAUUUGGUGCCUUCAGCAUAAAAGUCAUUUUGCAUAACCAUUAAACUCUCUCCUGAGACCUUCCGUUUUUCUUUUGUUUCAGCUUCUGAGUAGCCUGAGGCUAAUAAAACAGAAAAAAAAAGUUAUAUUUUUCUUUUUUACCUCAGCCUUAGAAAGACUUUUGUCUGUUUUUUUGUUUAUUUUCAACCAGUGUAUACUUCUAUGACUUUUGUCCUAUUGCAAAAGAUGAUUUUUUUUUUUUUUUUGUACAGUGCUAGAGAAGAAUAAUGCCUAAUGCAGGGAGACACACUUGCCUUAUACUUAAUCUUGGGGAAGUACUGAGAAGUUUUCAAAUCUUGGAAAAGCAGAACUUUGCCUUCUGUGAAGAUACUGGGCUGUCUGGAUUAUAGAGUCAUUCAACACAACUCAGAUGAAAUCAUUCCCACUCAGACUGUUAAUAGCUAUGCACUUCAUCGAGCCUUUGUGAGCCAUGGAAUUAUAUUUUGUGAAAAAUGCUUUACAAAAUUUAAAUUGCUAUGGGCAAUGAAGUGCUUUACAAGAUGGUAUCAAUUUAGUUGAUAAAAUUCAUACUCAGUGGAUUUCAGAAAAUUGGGAAAUGGAGCCAAGUAUGUGAAGACUGUUCUUUGGAGCAGCAAUUGUAAUAACAUUUGGUUGUGAAAUAAGAAUCAAAGAUAUUGUCUUCCCAUGACUGUUAAACUAAAGAGACAUGAACCCAAUUACCAUUUUUAUUUUCAGUUAAAUAUUUUAUAAAACAUUGCCUCCACUUAAAGGAAAUAAACUCACUUCUUAAUUUU